ACAUUUCAACAAAUCAAAAACCAGGUCCUAUGGACCAGAUGAAUUAUUGCGAUCACUUGGUGUACUUCAUCGAUGCCCGUCGUCGUAUGCUUUUUAAAAAUUUUCUUAAAACUACUGGACUAAUUUCAACUACACAUGGACUUAAUGAUCCUUCCGGGAAUGUUAUAUAAAUUGUAUGUUUUCCGCUCUUCUCAAUCAACCAACAUGGCCACCAUGGCGGAAAUAGAACAUAAGGGUAAAAUUGAAGUAAUUGCCUAAUAUCUAAACACCAUAAUAGAUAUAGAAUUAUAUCUAUAGAAUUAUACGCUGAUAUGUUAACAUUAUCACAAUUGUCAAUAUAAGGUUCAAAUGUAUAUAGUGUGAACUUUACUUAAGAGUAAUUUAUUAAAAUCAAAAUGAUGAUAAGAUCAUUAUAGUAUUUUCAAGGAAAAGGAAAGCAUGUGUAAAGAUAAGAUAGACACUUGUAUAAACAGGAAGUAAAACAUUCGACUUGAAACGUACACAUGAUAAAAGUAAAAUGGCACAAUGUCCAAUUGGAAAUUGUGAAAUUUGUGUUCAAGCAACAGGAUCACAUUACUGUAAACAAUGUCGACAGUACUUUUGUUACAGCUGCAAGACUGCACAUCUAAGAUUAAAGAUUGCACGUAAUCAUGUAUUUGGAAAAAGUUUCGAGGUGGAUGUAGAGGAUGUAGAGGAACAGCUGAAAUGUAAUCAUGUUGAUCGACAUGUGUUUAUGUGUUUAGAUUGCGAUUUUGCGUUGUGUAAGGGUUGUCUAGUCGAAAACCACAAUGGCCAUAGCGUGGACGAAGUUGAUAAGAUGUUUUCAUCCUUGCACUACCAAGCAUCUACAACAAUGAAAGGAAUCUUUAGCGAUUUCAAGCGUAAAAGCGGUGACAUGUUAUCAAUGACAACGUCUUAUGAGAAGGAGAGCGAAAAGCUUGAGCGAGCAAUUUCAAAUCAAGGUGCAAAGAUAAAGUCUAGUAUUGACAAAAUGGUUAACGCAAUAAUUGAAAACGUAAAGAAAUCUCGUGAAAACGUGAGAAACCAUUAUCCUAUGUGUUUUCAGGAUGCAAUUUCAAGUACAUUCACACAAUGGCUAAAGCAGAUAGAUGAAAUUGGACAGAAAGAAGCAACCGAAACAUCUAUUCAUGAAAUUCAAAAACUUCUCAAUGACAUGAAAGCAAUGGAACUUCCUAACCUGCCUGAUGUCCCUGCGGUUUCAUAUUGUGCCCAACCAGUCGACGAAAAAAUCAUCAUGGGUUUACUAGGACGUAUCAAAUUUUUAUCCUUUUCAAACCCAAACCCAAAAUCAAAAGAAUUGCUACUGUCACCUUGUGAGUCUGGGUAUGGUUUCCGUCUUAUCGGUGGAAAGGAUUUUAACGACGACAUUUAUGUGUCAGAUGUUGUUACCGGUGGUUCUGCUGCUAAAGCAGGUCUUAAACAGUUAGAUAAAAUAAUCGCAGUGGAUGGAAAACAAGUUAAAGGCUCAUCUCACCAUGAAGUUGCAGAAAUGUUUAAGAAUGUUGAAGACAACGACGUUGUGUCAAUAUCAAUUGAACCUUUUCACGUGUCAGAUGUUUCUUCCAAUACUGCAAAGGCAGGUCUUAAACAAUUGGAUAAAAUAAUCACAGACGAUGGAAAACAAGUUAAAGGCUCAUCCCACCAUGAAGUUGCAGAAACUAUUAAGAUUGUUGAGGACAACGACGUUGUGUCAAUAAGAACUGAGCCUUUUGAGCAGUAGAUUAGUACGUGCAGUAUACAUUGAUUUCUUACAUUUUGCAAUUGAUUGAUACGUCACAAUUAUGCAUUGGAAAUCUAUCGCUGAAAAUUAAGAAAAAACAAUCAAUCUGUUGUGUCUUUUCAAUUUUUAUUGUUUGAUUUGUGAGAACUUUAGGAUCUUAUAAGAUUUAUAAAUUACAACAUAGUCUGCAAAUAUUGUGUCGAGCAGAUCCCAAUAAGUAGUUUCAACAUA
Molecule: messenger RNA, 1972 nt
Organism: Mytilus californianus (California mussel)
Lineage: Eukaryota; Metazoa; Mollusca; Bivalvia; Mytilida; Mytilidae
Exons: 2
Coding region: 518-1741 (407 amino acids)
Biological process (GO): protein localization to plasma membrane
Cellular component (GO): apical plasma membrane
Molecular function (GO): protein-membrane adaptor activity; protein binding; zinc ion binding
Source: RefSeq, a predicted model, not a curated record